Molecule: messenger RNA, 904 nt
Organism: Triticum aestivum (bread wheat)
Lineage: Eukaryota; Viridiplantae; Streptophyta; Magnoliopsida; Poales; Poaceae
Product: gibberellin-regulated protein 12
Exons: 5
Coding region: 253-591 (112 amino acids)
Source: RefSeq, a predicted model, not a curated record
GAGAGAGAAGAUUAAGCAAGAUCGAAUCUGUCCGGCCUCAUAUGCAGCAAAAAAGGUUUAAUACUGUAGAUGGGAUGAACAUGGCAUGAGUAUCUAGCAUAUGUCGAUGCAUUGCUUUUGACGCAUGUUGGGCUCUGCAAUACUUGGCUUUUCCGUCCAGCUUUAGCUCGUUUUCACGCCCAGAAGCCGCUGCUUCACUACACUUCACUGGCCAGCGUCUUCUCUUUUGGCAGCCCAGCACGCUUCAGCAAAAUGGCCCUGGCUGGUAGGCUGCUCGUCCUCCUCGCCGUCGCGCUUCUUGCCGUCUCCAUCAUCGCCGAACACAAGGUGUUUGCGUCAGGGACUGAAGAGCAUGAGGAUAAUGUGUACCGAGUGAGCAAGGGAGGACAGGGCACUCUCAAGAUAUACCAGUGCAAGCCGGCGUGCGAGUACCGGUGCAGCGACACCAAGUACAGGAAGCCGUGCCUCUUCUUCUGCAACAAGUGCUGCAACACCUGCCUGUGCGUGCCGUCGGGCUUCUACGGCCACAAGGACGAGUGCGCCUGCUACAACGACUGGAAGACCAAGGAGGGACACCCCAAGUGCCCCUAGUUGCAGGAUUCUGCCUCGCCGUUGAAGCCAUUGCUCGAUCAGCCAGGCCGGAGCCGGGCGGUUACAUGUAGCAGGUUUGCCGCUUCCGGCGACGCCGGUGUAAGAACUCGAUCGAGAUCUGGGUUGUUGUAGUAUGUCGCAUGCGUCCGCCUCUUCUCUGGCGGCGCACGCGGUUGUAUCGUGGGUUCAAACACAGUUUGUUGCACGUUGGAGGCACGCCGACGCAGUUGUUGUAGCACUACAAUACACGUAGUAAAUCGUGUAAUCCUAAGAGAGUGGGGCGCCGGUCGUGUUGGUUGUUCUGCACUCUGCA